AUGGACGCGUUUUGGAAUCAGUUUUGUGCCACAUUUCCAGAGGCGGCUGAGGAGGAUGAUGAUCACAUUCAAGGGAGGAUGUUAGUAAGUCCUUACGAUCAAAUAUUCAGGACGUUAGGCCUACACCCACUUGAAGUCUACCUCAAGUUCGCGAGCAAAUUGUCCGGGGUGUAUACCACCAAUAGCACACAUGCUGAUCUCACAAUUCCUUUCAAUUCGGCGUUGGCUGAGUGUCGGGCUGCGCAUGCCGAGGCUGCGCAUGCCGAGGCUUCCAAGGGGGAUGAUGAUGCCGAGGCUUCCGAGGGGGAUGAUGGUGCUGCUCCCGCGGAAGAUGGUGCUGCUCCCGCGGAAGAUGGUGAUCAUGCUGCGGAAGAGGAUGAUGAGGAUGAUGAUGCUAUGAAUGCAAGGCAAGCGCAAUGUACUACCGCGAUGGCCCGCAUGGAGGUGGAUCUGAAGGUGCAGGACACUUCGAGAAGCGGCGCCUACUCUGUCACAUUUCAAGCAAAAGAGGAAAAACGCCGACUAAACGAGACACCGCACAAUGACCCAGCAGGAGAGCAGGUGGCGCAUGAUGAAGAGACCAAGCGAAUCACAAAGUAUGGUUGUGAAUCACAAUGUUGUUCCAUCAUUUUCAAGUAUGACUCAAAAGCACGGGAUUGGAAGUGCUCACAAUGCACUGACCAGCAAUGCAGACGUACCGAUCUCAAGAGGACGAAACAGAAAGGCUCCAUUGCGUACAAGAAUAUCGACCUGUUCCCAGUUGUAGCACACCUCGGCCAUCAGAUAAACACAAAAACUUUCUCGUCAGCAGUUCUAAGGGAGCACCUGCAACCGAAAGUCAACCGGACUUUAUGUGACUCGUGGUUAGGGAGGUUCAAGCAGGACUAUAGCAAACCGUCUUGGGCUGAAAGACAAAAAUAUGCGCGGAAACAAGCCGAAGGUGGAGGGAAGCCAGUCGACGGUUUCAUAGCAAAGGCUUUCAACGAAACAGAGAUGAUUCAGCUCGACCCAGAGAGCAAGAUUGUUUGGGGCUGGACUCUCGCUCCACCCGGAAUUUCCGAGACUUAUGAUCAACAUUUGUUCAAGGUCACCGCUAGUGAUUUUGCCCAUUGUCACAGAGUGGCAGGUUGCCAACACCCUGGCGUUUUAGGGACGAGAAUCGCAGCGGAUCAAAACAAUUGCAUAGUGGAUAUAUGUCAUGCGAGGUGUCUAUCAAAUGAGAGUAAGGACACAUGGGUCCUGUUGAACAAUGGUACCAAAAUGGCCAUACCGGGCUACGAAAGCUUCGUUGACAAGUUCGGCGCGCCGACAGUCGACAUAUCUGAUGCCUCCAAGGGAGGAGACGCGGCCCACGGAUACCAAUUGGGUGGUGUCACUCAUUUUCUUGAUUUCAAGCACAGGUCAGAGGCCCUUGGAAGAGGGCCACAUGGCGCUAAAUGUGCGAAACUGUACGCCAAAGCAUAUCACGCAACAACGGCAUCUGAUUUGGACCAUGCGAUAGACGCCAUCAAUGAUGAUGCGCAAGCAAAGCAGCGGAUUUUUGGACAGGGAUGGUCUGCAGAAAACCAAUUCCCUUUAAGGGCAGAGCUAGGUCGUUUGAAGACAUCGGAGGAGGAAAUGGCAGCAGCACACAUACAAGAGAGGCAUGUGACAUUCACGUAUGCGAAUGGUAAAGUGGUGGGUGCGACAGUGAAAGACGCAACUUUCGGUGAUGCCCAUGUGGUCUUCGAUCGUUUGAAACACAGGAAUCCAGGCAUGGCCUGCGACUGCUCGUUUGGAACAGAAAAAGGAAUCCCAUGUAGGCAUGCUUAUGUCGCGACCAAAAAAAAUGGGCAAUAUCUCUAUAAUUUGACAAAUAGAAAGUACACAACGCAGGCAUGGAAAGACGUGUACUGUACGGAAGAGGCAGACGGAACCCUUGUCGUCGAAUCUCUACGUAUUCCGAACAUGCAUGAUGUGAAAUUGCAUUUACGGCAGCCCCGUGCCGGGCGCCCAAGCGUCAAAAGAAAAGAGAGGACGAAGAAGGCCCAGGGAAACGGAAAGGAAAAAAAGGGGCAUUAUUGCCAUUGCUGCUUCAGAUUCGUCACUGACCACACUAAAAAGAGUUGUCCUGAGAGGGAUGCUUUGGAACUGGUGGAUAAUUUGGAGCCGAUGUUGGCAGAAAAAAGCGACAAGGCCCCAGCCGAAAAUGGCGAUGCGCCAUUACCCGAGGAUAUGGCAUGGCAAGCAAAUGCAUCGGUGCCGGAUGAAUUUAGAGAUUAUGCUCCUUCUUGA
Molecule: messenger RNA, 2274 nt
Organism: Aureococcus anophagefferens
Lineage: Eukaryota; Pelagophyceae; Pelagomonadales; Pelagomonadaceae
Exons: 7
Coding region: 1-2274 (757 amino acids)
Molecular function (GO): zinc ion binding
Source: RefSeq, a predicted model, not a curated record